Messenger RNA from Asparagus officinalis (garden asparagus), 1046 nucleotides. RefSeq names its product lipase 1-like. Bases 1 to 909 code for a protein of 302 amino acids. The transcript is spliced from 5 exons. NCBI's taxonomy places the organism in Eukaryota, Viridiplantae, Streptophyta, Magnoliopsida, Asparagales, Asparagaceae. The record is from RefSeq and is a predicted model, not a curated record.
AUGAGCUCCAGGGUUUCUCCUACAGAGGCUGUCCCCGGAACUGCGGCUCAGAGUUGGAGCCCUCCACAACCAUCGGCGGCGCCGCUUGCAGUGAUUCUGGCAAGCGGCGACGGUGGCAGCGGCGCGCUGAUCAAUCUUGAAGCCAGCGAUGAUGAGGUUCAUAUGUGGUCCUCUCCGAUAAGAAUUCCUCAGCCCGCUCUCUAUCUUUCCCCCAGAUCCUUCGACCUCUACAUCCCCGACCUCCUCUUCUUCGGCGAUUCGACCACCGCCGCUUCGGACCGCUCCGUCGAGUUCCAGGCCAAGUGUUUGGUCGAUUCCAUGAAGAGAUUGGGGGUCGACAAGUACUGCGUAGCGGGGAUUAGUUACGGCGGGUUUGUGGCGUAUAGAGUGGCGGAGAUGGCGGGGGAGGGGGCGGUGGAGAGGGUGGUGGUGAUGACGGCGGGGAUCGUCGCUGGUGAGGAGGAGAGGAGGGAGCUUGUCGAGAGAGAGGGGAGGGAUGUUUCGGAUGUUUUGUUGCCGAGGCGACCGGAGGAUCUGAUGGAGCUUAUUAGGCGGUCGAUGGUCCGGCCGCCGAGGUGGAUGCCGGAGUUCUUGCUCAUGGAUUUCAUCGAGGUAAUGUACAAGGAUCGGAGGAAAGAGAGGGUGGAAUUGUUGAAAUAUUUGAUAGCGAAGGGAGCUGGAGUGGACCCUCUUCCAGUACUAAAACAGGAGACUCUCAUCUUAUGGGGUGACCAGGAUACUGUGUUCCCCAUUUCUUUGGCUUAUAAAUUACAGAGACAUUUGGGGCCAAAAGCGAGGCUUGAAGUUAUCAAGGAUGCUGGACAUGCAUUGCCACUGGAGAAGCCUGAUCUUGUUAACCAUAUGAUUGAAUGGUUUUUGACCGAACCAUACCAAAGCGUAUCAACCUAAUCGGUUAUAUGAUCAGACGGUACAUUAUAUCAACUGUUGUACUAUGGACAAGAAUUUUCUCAGCUCCAAUGAUAAAUUAGUUUUCGACUUGAACAAAAAUUUAGGAUUAAACAGGCAACUAUACGCUAUAGGGUGAC